AAGAGAAACAUUCUUAUUUUUUACAAACUUGAGAAGUAACAAACAAAAAAACAAUCUCUGUCUCAUUUCUUCCUUGAAAAUAUCAAUGGAAGGAGAAGGUGAUAAGUGGCAGAGGUGUGAUGAAGAUAUCUCUCUGAAUGUUCCUCUUUUAACAGAACAUGAAGGAAACCAAAUUUCUGGUAGCGGUCCCAACGACAAUAUUCUUACCACUUCUUUCCUUAAAACUUGUUUCAAUGGUCUCAAUGCUUUAACAGGUGUUGGAAUUCUAUCAGUUCCAUAUGCAUUAGCCUCAGGAGGAUGGUUAAGUCUAUUACUUUUAUUUUCUAUUGCAGCAGGAGCAUUUUAUUCAGGCAUAUUAAUGAAAAGAUGCAUGGAAAAAAAUUCCAACAUAAAAACCUAUCCUGAAAUAGGUGAACUUGCAUUUGGAAAAAUAGGAAGAUUAAUAGUAUCAAUAUCAAUGUACACAGAACUCUAUUUAGUUUCAACUGGGUUCUUGAUUCUUGAAGGAGACAAUUUGAGUAACUUAUUCCCAAUUGAAGAGUUUCAAGUCUUUGGUUUAUCAAUUAGGGCAAAGCAAUUUUUUGUGAUAUUGGUAGCUCUUAGUAUUUUGCCAACAGUUUGGUUAGAUGAUUUGAGUUUGCUUUCUUAUGUAUCUGCAAGUGGUGUGUUUGCUUCUGCUAUUAUUAUUUUGUCAAUAUCAUGGACUGCUGCAUUUGAUGGAGUUGGUGUUCAUCAAAAGGGUGAUAUUGUGAAGUGGAAUGGGAUACCUACUGCUGUUAGCUUGUAUGCUUUUUGUUAUUGUGCUCAUCCAGUUUUCCCUACUCUUUACACCUCCAUGAAGAACAAACAUCAAUUCUCUAAUGUCUUAAUUGUAUGCUUUAUAUUAACCACAGUAAUGUAUGCAUCAAUGGCUAUAAUUGGUUACUUAAUGUUUGGUUCAAAAGUUGAAUCACAAGUAACAUUAAACUUACCACUAAACAAAAUAAGUUCAAGAAUAGCAAUAUACACAACCUUGGUGAAUCCAAUCUCAAAAUUUGCUUUGAUGGCAACACCAAUUACAAAUGCUUUGAAAGAUUUUCUUCCAAGGACAUACAAGAAUAAUAGAGUGACCAAUAUCGUUGUGAGUACUGUUCUUGUAAUUAGCAAUGUUAUUGUUGCAUUGAGUGUUCCAUUUUUUGGGUCUCUCAUGGCACUUGUUGGAGCAUUUCUAAGUGUCACUGCUUCUAUUUUGCUUCCAUGUUUUUGUUACUUGAAGAUUUCUGGAAGUUAUAGGACAUUUGGGUUUGAGACAGUGGCAAUAGUGGUAAUAAUAUUAAUAGGUAUAGUAAUGGGAAUAUAUGGGACAUAUACUUCAGUUGUUGAAAUAUUACAAAAUUUGUAAUAGGUACUAAUGUAUUAUGUAGAGUUCCAUUCUCAUGAAUAACUCUCUAGUGAAAUCUCGACCUUCGAAUAUAGAGGGGGCCUGAUCUCAUGGUGUAUCAAAUAUACUUGAUUCUGCCAAUUUUGAUUUUGGCUGAAAAAUUAU
This is a messenger RNA of Medicago truncatula (barrel medic), 1525 nucleotides long. RefSeq names its product amino acid transporter AVT1I. The coding region runs from base 86 to 1381 and encodes 431 amino acids. Gene Ontology annotation, cellular component: vacuolar membrane. Gene Ontology annotation, molecular function: L-amino acid transmembrane transporter activity. NCBI's taxonomy places the organism in Eukaryota, Viridiplantae, Streptophyta, Magnoliopsida, Fabales, Fabaceae. Gene Ontology annotation, biological process: amino acid transmembrane transport. The transcript is spliced from 3 exons. The record is from RefSeq and is a predicted model, not a curated record.